AUGGCUUCAAGAUCAGGUACGCGUAUAGUACGCGGGGUAACAUCCAAAAAGAAGGCCGACAUAGAUAAAGCCGCUGCUCUUCAGCGAGCAGGCCAAAAUGCCUACAAAUUUGGUGAUCUCCAAGGCGCCAUUGAGUCCUUCACCCAGGCAUUGGUGGCAAAUAAUGAGGACACUGGCAUCCUAGAUAAUCGCGCCGCCACAUAUUGCAAGCUGAAACUGUACAGCCAGGCCCGCGCUGAUGCUAGAGCUAUGGUCAAGCUUGCACCUAAUGACGAUCGUGGAUACUUGCGCUUAGCCAAGGUCCUAUGUCUAGAUGGGAACUUUGACAAGGCCCGAGACAUCUACGAAUAUGCCCUCCAGAAACUUCCAGCUGAUCACCAAGGCCGCAAGGUCCUCGAGCAGUUACUCAAGAAACUACAGGAUAAGCUGGCAGGAGGAAACCGGCGCGACCCGUUUACAAUCCUGCCCCUAGAGAUCGCAGAACUCACGCUCCGGCGCUUUUCCUUCAAGCAGAUCGUGGCAAUCCUACGCGUCUGCAAAGGAUGGAGCCGAUUCCUAGGCGGACUACCCAGCCUCUGGAUGCAUGUUGAUCUCACCGGGGCUAGAUCUCGUGUACCUUGGACAUCUGUCCGAAACUACAUCCAUCGAUCGCGAGCGCAACUGACCAAUGCCACCAUUACAAACCUCGUGCCCUCUACUACGCCUAAGGUGCUCGACAUGCUAAGCAGAUGCCCCCAACUAGAGCAUCUGGAGCUGAUGGUUCCCCAUGACCAGCCUCAAGAGUUCUACGUGAAGAUCACAGAGUUUCGACGCCUCAAAAGUAUCGUCUGUGGAGCAGACAUCAGCCUUUCGCAUGCCUGUGUUGGGAGUAUUUUAUCUACCUUAUCGAAACUUGAGAAAGUCGCUUUUCUCCGUGUUUGGGAUAAGGGAGAGGGGCCCCGGCCCACAUCAACAUGGCCUCAACAUCUCCCAAAUAUGAAGAGUGUAACUAUUGGGUCUCCACAAGAAAAUCCUCACGGCUUGAGCUUCCCGGAUGUACUUCCGGGGUUAGGAUUGUCUGCGUAUCCCAAUCUAGAGGAGUUGCGGCUGGUCUGGGAUCACGCGCGUUCAAAAUCAUACCGGUUUGAUCCGGUGCAAGAGGAGGAACAUCUUCCCCCGCUCCGCAUAUUAGAUCUUCGAGGCGCGGCUGUCCAACAUAAUUUUUAUUCCAUCCUUCCAACCAGCCUUGAGACCCUACGUUUGUUUUCAGGGUCCAUCGAGACUCCUCAUCUUGGCGGAAAUUUAUUGACACCGGGAGAGAACGAACUCCCAAACCUGAAGACUCUUAUAUUCAAUGACACCCCAUGGGUCAACCAAUCCACGCUCUCCAUGUUCCUACUCCAUUCCAGGGCCCCCCUCCGAACUCUUCAUGUGAACCUUUGCCACAACAUCAACAGCGAAGACUUCAUCAAUAUUCUUAAUGAUCCCGACGGAGCGAAUCCAGAAUUGAAAGAAUUAACUGAUGUGGGAGUCGCCUGCAUGGCUGGCAUGGACGAUUGGGGCGUUGGAAAUCUGUCGGCAGUAUUGCCAAAUCUGAAAAUCCUUGACGUGUCCCAGACGAGAAUUACCGGCUGUACCAUUCGCAUGUUUGCGGAUGCCCGGACCGAAGAAUCGGCCAUUGAAAAGCUCGACAGCUUAAUCAUAAAAGGAUGUGACGGUGUGUCUCGUGAUGCCAUUGACUAUGGACGGCAAAUGGGACUCAAGAUUGUCACUUAG
Molecule: messenger RNA, 1755 nt
Organism: Penicillium samsonianum
Lineage: Eukaryota; Fungi; Ascomycota; Eurotiomycetes; Eurotiales; Aspergillaceae
Product: Leucine Rich Repeat domain protein
Exons: 6
Coding region: 1-1755 (584 amino acids)
Molecular function (GO): Hsp90 protein binding
Source: RefSeq, a predicted model, not a curated record